AAAAUAGUUGUGUUGCUGCCUUUGACGUUCAGCAAAAGUGCCUGCAAACGCCACCAAGCCAUAACAAUAUAGCUCGAAGGAAAAAAAAGUGGCACCCACGCCCACGCUGCUAGUCUCAUCUCACAGGUAUCUUCAAUUCUAGGACUUCUGAGUUUUCCGUCUUCCUAAAGGCAGGAAGAUAAGACGACCCUUUACUCCGUUCUUCAAGAUUGUUUCUCAAAUUUGUGGUAUUGAAUUGAAAUUUUUUGUCCUUUUUAUUGAUUUUCAUCUGGGCUGGUCAGAAUAGCAAGAAUAUGAAAUUUAAGUAUCUGGGAUGUCUUUAUUUUCAGUUAAGAGUUCAAGUUCUUGGGUUGAAGUAGUUAGAGGCAUGGUCUCAACUUAGAAUGCUAUGGAGAAAGGGACUUUCUUGCUUUUUAGCGUCAGAAGAAUUAUGCUGGUAAGUUUGGCUGUGUUUGAAAGAAGAAAAGGUCGAACUUUUGCUUCAUGGGUCUGUGCUUAUUUUCAAAAAAAUCUUACCUUGACUUGAUUUUCUCUGGUUUAUUCGAAUUGAGGUCAUUUAAGAGGCCUGUUAUUGUUAAAGCUAGCAGCUUUACUAAACUGUAUAGAGGUGCUUCUGCUCUUCUGCUUCUAGAUGAUUAUGAUUCUGGCUCAAAUAGUGAUAGCUCUUUAGUAGUGAAUGAAGUAGCUGUUCCAGAAAAUAGGCUGCAUACAUGUGACGGGCUCCAGUUGCUUUCCGUUGUGGUUAGAGUUAUAAAGUCGUUGAACUGGCGAGCUGCAAGAGAGAUGAGGUUCAGAGAAUCCGUAGAGAAGUAUGGUUUUCCAUUUUCUAUUGACGCCUUUAGGAUGACAGUGCAUGUAUUUGGGUUUGCUCGAAUGCCAAUGGAAAUGCAUGGUUUGCUUAGGGAUGUUUUAUAUUAUUAUCAAGAUGUCGGUUAUGAUAUGUUUGAGUUGCUUCCAAGUAUGUUAGAAUUGCUCAAUGAUGCGGAAACCUCGGCUGUUCUUGUUGAUGUCCUUAUAAAGCUUUUUGCUGCCAAUUCUAUGCUUGAAAAUGCAGUUGACGUGUUUUUCCAGGCUCAGAACAUUGGCGUUCAGCCUGGUAUACGGUCAUCUAAUUUCUUGCUUAAGUGCUUGGUAGAAGGGAGUAGAAGGCAAGAACUUUCAACUUUAUUUGAGGAAAUGAAGAACUCUGGGCCAUCUCCUUCUGUCUAUACGUAUACAAUUCUGAUGAAUUUCUACUGUAAUGAGCAAUACGCACAAGACAAGGUGGAUAUGCAACAAGCCACUUCAAUUCUUGAAGAAAUGGAUAAUAAUGGUAUUGAGCCAUCUGUUGUAACAUACAGUACAUAUAUUCAUGGACUUUGUAGAGUUGGAUUUGCUGUUUUAGCCUUGAAGCUUAUCCAGGACUUGAAGCAUAAUAACCAGCCCCUCAAUGUUUACUGCUACAAUGCUGUAAUGCAUGCAAUUUGUAGAAAUGGUAAACCAGAUGAAGCUAUGGGACUUUUGGGAGAAAUGAGGAGUUAUGGAAUCACACCCGACGUUUAUAGCUACAGCAUUCUAAUUGAUGGGUUCUGUGAAUGUGGAGAGAUUGAGAAAGGUCUUACUUUAUUUGAGGAGAUGGAGAGCCCUGAAGUAAAUAUAAAACCAUCUCUUGUUACCUAUAGCUCACUCUUAAAAGGACUAUCUGGGAUUGGACUGAUGGAAGCCUCAGUUGACAUGUUCCAUAGGCUUGGAAGUUAUGGAUACAAAUAUGACCAGCAUGCAUUCAGCAUCCUAAUAAGUGGAUAUCUUAUGCAGGGCAAUUUGGAUUCUGCCCAUGAACUCCUGGAGGAGAUGAUCAGAACUAAUUUGACUCCUUGUGCUAUAGAUUAUAAAAACUUGAUCAAUGGUUUCUGCAGGAUUGGUUCAAUUGAUAAGGCCUUGCAAUUGUUCAAUACUGUGAAAGACUCAGGAGUACGGCCUAAUACUUUAACUGUCAAUGACAUUGUAAGUGGGUACUGCAUGGAAGGAGAUAUCAGGGAAGCUUUGGAAUUUCUUGAAGAAAUGACGGACCAAGGCAUCAACCCCAACAUUUAUAGUUACAGUAUAAUAAUAAAUAGGCUGUGCAAGGAAGGAAAAUCUGAAUAUGCGUUGGAGCUUAUCCCUAUGAUGCUUAAAAGGAAUAUAUUACCAAAUGUUGUAGUUUAUAGCACUCUCGUAGAUGGUUUUGCUAAACAGGAAAAGUUAGAGAAGGCCUUAAUGUUGUAUACAAGAAUGAUAAAGUUUGGUGUUACUCCCAACACAAUCACUUUUACUAUCCUCAUAAAUGUAUUAUUCACCAUGGGUAAAGUGAAAGAGGCAUAUAAUUUGUUUGAAAAGAUGAUUUUGAAUGGCCUGGAUCCUGAUAGGAUAUGUUACACAUCAAUUAUAGCUGGAUUGUGUAAGAUUGGAUAUGUGAAGAUCGGUUUGAAGUUGUUUGAAGAAAUGCUGCAGAAAGGCCAUAUGCCUUCAGUUGUUACUUAUACUUGUUUAAUUGAUGGUUUUUGCAAACAAAAUCGAAUGGAUAUUGCAACCAUGUUGGUGGAUAAAAUGAGAAGACACAACAUGUCUCCUGAUGUGGUGACUUAUGAUGUUAUUAUUCAUGGAUACAUUAGGAAGGGACAAGUGCACAAACUUCAUUAUUUAUUUGACGAAAUGAGAAAGGAAGGCAUUGUUCCUGAUGAUAUUAUGUGUAAAACACUAGGGCUAAUUGGCUGUAGAUAAAGGAUGUUAAGCUGCAGAACAUGCUUUUACUAAGAGGGUUCUGGUGACCUUCUUAAUCUGUGGCAGCUGUUUUGUUCAAUACCUCUGCAAAGGUUGGAGAUGUGACCACUUUAUCCUUCUUGCAGCUGGCUUGGUGGAGCCCAAACUGGAUUGAAGGAAGGCCUUAGCAUGAAUGGGGAAUCUCUGAACUGUGGCUGUUCCCAUCAGGUUCUUUUUGGCAAGCACUCUGAUUGAAGAAAGGACUUAGCAUGAAAAGAGAAAUAAUCUCUAAUAUGUGGCCUGUGCCCAUCAGGUUCUGUUUACUAAGCACUCUGCUAUGGAUACUUUGUCCCCCUCUUCAUCUCAAACACAAGCAGAUGCAUUCUUGGUUCAAAUUAUGCAUCAUUUUCCUUUCCCUUUCAUUAGACUGAGUGAAUAAAGGAUUGGAUUUCACCAUCAUGUGCGCUGGCAGACUUCAAAUGCAGAAAUGUAGUGUGAGAAAGUUUUGUCUGUUGUUGUCCAACGAGUUGUAUGAUUAAAAGAGCCAAGUGUGAUACCAAGGCCACCUUUGGUAGCUGCAUUCAAUUCCAUUUAUUUCUUUAGAGGAAUUCUGGAUUGAUGCAAUCUCUUAAUAUCAAUUAGAAGGGUUAAUGCUGUGGAAACUCAAGUUAAAGAGUGGUGCCUUGAGAAUUCUACUUACAUCAGAUGGACAAACAAGAGCUAAAAAUUGAAACAUAGAGUCCACACACGUAUGAAGAUUUACAAAUGGAUCAACAUACAGUCCACAAACAUUGGAAGGUGGACAAAUAACAUGUCUAGUAAUCUUCAAGGUUGUCAACAGCAUCUGGCCUCACAGAAGCGUGCUUAAUCACACCAAUCAGAUACUGUCCCAAGCCAUUGGAGCUGCCAUUGUACUGUGUACCACUAGUUAGUCCAACAGUAACAUAUGGAAGUUGUACAUAUUUGCUUUACUAGUUAACUGGUAUUAAGCAUAAUGUGGUGGAGAUUAUGUUUUCGGUAAAUUUGUUCAAUCUUUGAUGCAUUCAAAUGUCCACUUAUUUCAGUUAAAUGUAAGUCUGAGUUUAAACAUGUAACUUGACAAAGUGGAAAGUGAAGUAGAACUGAAAAUUGACACAAAAAACCUUAAAGCUCCAAGGUAGGAAAACCUAGAUGUGCUGAUGCUUUAUAUACUCUUGUGUUGUCUUUCUCAGUGAGGAUUCCACUGGCACUGGUAACAUUGUUUAGUUUUGUUGUUGUGAUUAGCAGUAGUUCUAUGCUUGUUUUCCUCUUGGAGAUCAAAGCAGAUAUGUUGACUAAGGCCAGUGUAGAAGCCAAAACUUAGCUUGUAGCCUGUUUCUACAUGUAUGCUUAAGCCAAACAUGAAAAGUAAUUGGAUUAAAGCCUGGAGGUUGAUUAUUUCAUUAUUCUUUGCACUGUUGCUCGUGAAUAUAAAGCAAGAAUAUUUUGACUGAAGUAUCACACAGACCAGGAAUAGAAGUCUACCUGCUUUGGCAAGGUUUGAAUUUUCAUCACAACCAAGUGCCCAGAAAAAUUACCCACCAAGACCCUGAGCCUUGGCAAACCUGAUUUUAUUUUUGAUUGAUCUGGUAUCAUCAUAUCCGAUCCAGUUGGUUCCAGUAUACGAAUAGGUUGAUACUGUUGUGUGAUCAUAUACCACGGUAGUAGCUUUGUUUGCUAAAUUGAAGUCCACUAUAUCUUUAUAUGCCAUAAUACCUCCAUUUCCAGGACCAACUCUCACAGCGGGAGCUCCAUGAUCGUUUGGGCCCUUUAAUUGCCAUGUCCUGCCAUAUGCUGGCAUGCCCAUGACUUGCUUUGUCAAGGGAACACCAUUCUUCCAUGAAGAAACUCCAUAGCUAGUGCUGACAUUACUAGACCUUGUCAUAGACCAGCGCAUGAGCCCCAGUUACUGCAGCGUUCCAAGCACCAUGGCAGUCAGAGCACAUGGGAUUCAGAGAAUCAACAUAUUUCCUAAUGGCAGAACCAGGAUAGGCAUAUGGCAAUUCAGCUAACAAGAAUCUAGAAGCAAACAGCUGCAGAUGUCAGGAGUCGAGGUUUGCCUGAGGCAAGUGACUCCUUUUCUAAUGCAGCACGUCACUCCUUGAAGAGCAUUGCAAGGUUUGUCAUGUCUUGUCUGCUGUUUGGAAAUUCCCAAUCAAGAUCAAGACCGUCAAGCCCAUACUUUCUAGCUGCAUCUAUGGUAGACUGAGUGACUGCACCGCGAAUUCCUGGAUUGCUUACCAUGUUGUAGAAAGUGCAAGGACUUGCUGCUCCUCCCCUAAUGGACUGGAAGGGUCUUUUGCUGUUGCAUUUCUUCUAUGGAAUGUGGCUGUGAAGUUUCCCAUCCAUUGACCAUCCGGUUGCGUUAUAGAAAGCUGGUAUGUUGUGGCGUCAGGUUCGGCAAAGGCGUAGAAGAGGAGAGUGAAAUACGAAGUUGGUAUGCUUGAUGGAGGAAGCAUCUCUACUAUCUUGAACCUCAAAAAUAUACAUCUUACCCCCUCAAAUCAACAACCCCUGUGCAUAAUUUUCUUCCUAAAUGACCCCGAUUUUCCUAGUUUCUCAACGAUCAACGUUUAGAA
Molecule: messenger RNA, 5315 nt
Organism: Coffea arabica (coffee)
Lineage: Eukaryota; Viridiplantae; Streptophyta; Magnoliopsida; Gentianales; Rubiaceae
Molecular function (GO): protein binding
Source: RefSeq, a predicted model, not a curated record